Molecule: messenger RNA, 366 nt
Organism: Lathyrus sativus (Indian pea)
Lineage: Eukaryota; Viridiplantae; Streptophyta; Magnoliopsida; Fabales; Fabaceae
Source: the annotation of a GenBank genome assembly
AUGGAGAAUAUUACUCAACACCAGCCUUCUACAUUAACAUCUGGUGUUGUUGCAACUGAUGUUGCGGCAACUGAAAUUCACGUUGUUGGGCUUCCUCCACUUGGAAAGAAAAGAAAACAAAAUGCUAAUGGUCCUAGGAAAUUGUCUCCUGCAUGGGAUCACUUUAUUAAAUUUCCUAAUGAAACUGAACCAGUAGUUGCUUGUAAACAUUGUCAUAAAAAGUAUUUGUAUGAUCCAAAAUCCCAUGGGACAUCUAACAUGCUUGCUCACACAAAAAUAUGCACCAAGAGGCCACAAAAUGAUCCUACUCAAACUGCCCUUUCCUUUGCUAGUGGAGAGGAUGGUGGCUUGGUUGCUACAAGCUAA